AUGGGGUUUCGGACGUUUUCCGAAGAGCCCAUUGCAGAGUCUGAGUCUGCUCCGUCUGCUCCUCCUGAGCCUCAGCCUCCUUCCGUGCUAUCCCUACUUCUGCAGCCUGCAAACACUGCAGGCCCCGCUGAGGCAGGGGACACUGAAGAGGCUCCUGAUGGUGCCGGUGUAGGGGACGAUGUAGCGGAUCUUCUUUGGGAUGUGCAGGUCUCGACAAAAGGCAAGGCCAUCCGAAGGCGCCCCAUGACCGAGAUUCUGAUGGGAAAACUCUGCUAUUCCUUGAGCUCCACAGCGGCCGUGGCUGAGGUGGUGCAAACUGUGCUUCGAAUGAUGGAUGUGCUGGCUGAGAACACGAACCAAGAAGACGUGAAUCCCUCCAAGAGCCACGUGCGAACGAUUCUCGUGAAGCUGGAUUGUUUGCACAGCUUGAGCCGGAGGGUUUUCGCGAAGCCGAACCAGCCAGAUCGAAGAACGGUCAGGUUUUUGUCGGCAGACAGCAGUCCGCAAGCAAACUACGACUACUUCCUGGUCACAGAAGAAUUGAUGACUAGAGACAGUGUCCAUCGUGUGCCAGUGGAUGCAAGCGGGCAAGUAGAUCCGUGGAGAGGGUUCGCCGUGGAACGGAGGACCAUGGUAGUGACCACCAUCGCUCGAGGUGAGAGCUCGGCAGCUCUGAAGACCAUGCGAGUUCUGCACAUCAUAUGCCUGGAGAACACAGCGGUUGCUCUCCCACAGUAUAGAGGUGAAGUGAGAGUUUUCUUGUCGGAUCAGGGAACGGAGCGGUUGAUCUGCAAAUACCCCUUAGAUACUGCAGCCAACGUCAGGGAGGCAGUGCGGGGAUUUGCCAGGGACACAGGAGCUGCCGCCGCCGCCGCACAUGAGAGGGUUAAGAUGCUCGAUGCGGGGGCGGGCACAGCAGCAGACAAGCAGGCGUUGCAUAGCUUCCGCGACAACCUCCUCGAAUGGAGAUGGGACAGUUUGCAUCGUGUCCUGAGCCAGUGGGCCCCUCUUCGGUUGGUGCUUCUGAGGCACUGGAAGCCGCAUGAAUUUGGUGAUAGUGCGGCCAUGAUCACAGAGAUCCUUGAAGAUAGCAUGCAUGGCUGGAUGGUUGUGUGGGCUGGGAAGUUCGCGGAGGCGGCAACCCGGCUUGCACAUUGGAUCGAGGGAUGUGCGUGUCAUCAGGAUUUAUUGGUUUCCCAGCCAGCCUCCAAACGGCGAAAGACAAUGAUGGAAGAAACUGGAUCUGCCACUUGUUGCUGGAAGGGGAAGAGGCUUCCAGAGCUGGCCUGCGGGAAGAUGACGGACCUCAUCCAGUACUUUACAAACCAGGCCCGCACAGAGUACAUCUCGGAGAUGCUCGCUGCACCGGCUGAUGUCCGAGCACGUGUUACGGCGAUAGAUGCACUCGCGACAGAGCAACUUCGCGUGGUCCUCGAGCAGAAGUUUGCAUAUGCACAGACCAUCCCUUGGGUGCUCUGUGCAGCAUAUGGGGGGUACACUGGCAUCCCCUGGGCUCGUUGCAAGGCCGCCAUUUCGGAAGGCUUUCGUCAGUAUUCCCAGGCGACAACAGGUGGUGCUUUUGUGGAUGCAGUGUCCUUUGGAGCCUUUUCCGGUCAGACGUUGGAAAGCCGGCAGCUGAAAGCUUUUGCAGACUCGGAGUUGCCCCUGCACCAUUAUGCCGAGGCGCGGACCAUGGUGCAAGAGUAUUCUUUCUGCAGCCUCGCAGAGCGAGGCACAGAGAGACAGCACUCCGAGAUUCGCAAUGCUGCGAGGAGAGGCCAGCGAUAUGCCGGCCCUGCGGUUGUUGCGAGCCGGAAGCGAGAGAAGCAGGUCGUGGCCAUGAUUGAUGAUCCCCAGCAGCUGCAGUUUCUUGUAGCACACUGGCGUGAUAGGCAGAUCUGGGAAAACCUGCUUGAGCAUUGCUUGCCGAAGCAAACAGUCAGGCGAAUGACAGUUGUGCAGAGAUUGGCGAAGGUGUAUGCAUACCACCCAGACCAGCACUUCAUGGACGUGAGCGAGGAGGCAACUGCCCAGGCCGUGUACCAAAAGGCGUUGCUGGAUGCCUCGGCUGCUGCCCGCACGGAAGACUCCGUGCCGUUGAAGCUGGACCCAGCCCCUCAUCAGAUUGUGCACUUCCUGAAGAGCCAUCUCCGGAACGGCAGCCUGGUGUCGCUGGGUGAGGAGGCCUUCCAGCUUGCCCUCCGUUACACACCCAGGCAGCCGGAAGAGGAGGCAGAUGUGCCAUGCAAGGAGAUGCUGUCUCAGGACUUGUGGCUGAGCUUGCGAACAGAAAUGGUCGUGCCAGCAGUUUCCUUGGAUCCGUACUUUUUCACGGUGCUGGAUGCUCGACCCGAGCAGCGGAAGGAUGUUCGGGCGGAUCGGGGCCGCAGCAAAAGCAGCAUACUUGUGAUGUUGCACACACAUGUCCGAGUUCUGUCGGACACAGAAGUGCGGGUACAGUCCAGCGGGAACAGGCAAGAGUUUCUGGAGCUGGCGAGCUUCUGUAACCAAGCACGGAUGCAGGUGUUCAUGCAUUCGUGCCGGGUUUGGACUCCGAAGGCUUCCGACGUCAGCUUGAACGUGUUGACUGCAGGUGCAUGCCGGCAACCAGACCUCGUGCCCAUCCCAGAUUUCAUCCAGGAUCAUGAGCCUGCCGCAAGCUUCAGCAACCAGCUUCGGCGGAGGCAGGCCGACAUGCAGGUCGUCGAACACGAGCCGGAUCGUGUACGAAUUUCUGCUGAAGCCAUUGUCCUCUUGAAGGCCGAGGAGGAUCUGUUGCAUGAGCUUCUUCGUCACGGGGCUUUGGGAGGGCGUUAUGUUUCGGUGGAUGAUUUGUCGGAAUUCAAUGCUGCUGCUGUUCAGAGACUGCAACAACAUGGCAUUCUUUCGGGUGAAGAGGGGGCAUUCGGCGACUUGACCUUGAGCAUCACCAGCAGCCUGCAGCUGCUGCCCGAAUGCACAUGGUCCGAACCAUUGGCGAUCUGGGAAUUGAGCCACUUCUUCUUAACCCGGGGAAAGGUUGCCCUGACAUCCAAAAUAGAAUAUUUCAGGUUGCUUUUUAAACAGGGGUGGAAGCCCCGCUGCGACGACGAGAGUGAGUUCUUUGAGUGGCACUGCCGUGAUGCCACUGCGGAGUUGCCUGCUCAGGGUCUUGGCAUGCCGUUGCCAUAUCUUCGCUGCUUGCUGACUUCUGUGUUGUUGUGGCAGAAGCCGGGCAACCUCCAGCGAAUCUUGGUGAACGGGCCUUCGAAGUACUAUGAGUACCUCAUGAGCUCGGCCGACCUGUCUGCAGUGGCAAAGUUGACGGCUGAAGAAAUUAGGCAGAAGUUUGCGGGCGCCCGCAAAGCACGUGCCACGGAUGCUGUGGACAGGGCCUUGGACAACGACCCAGAGCAAGAGGACGGAUACGAGGUACUGGCCGCUGCUGCUGCGGGUGUCGCAGCAGGUAGCGAGGUGCCUCCGUCCGAUCCGGAGCUCUUGCAGUUGAACAUGCCCAAGGAAAGCAGCAGAGCCAUCGUCGUGAAUGGCCGGAGCUGCCACGUGUAUUUUGACAAUUACACCCAUGCCUCCGGCCAGUUGCGAGCUUUUGUGCAGUGUGACAGACAUGUCAACUGCAGGUUGUAUGUCUUUGUGCACAAGGUGCAUGGCAAGGGUCGUGCUGUUGCCUACCUGCAGCGUUGGUUGCAGGAGGCCUCAGCCUAUCCUGGUCUAAAUGGCGACAGAUGCUCCUGCAUCCAAUGGGACUGGCUCACCCCUACCGCUGGGACGUCUUUGGCGACAGUGGGUGGGGCGGCUGGCUCCUACCACUGCGGCGCCUUUGGCGACAGUGGUUGGGGCGGCUGGCUCCUACCACUGCGGCGCCUUUGCCGACAGUGGGUGGGGCGGCUGUCUCCUACCACUGCGGCGCCUUUGGCGACAGUGGGUGGAUCGGCUAACUCCUACCACUGCGGCGCCUUUGGCGACAGUGGUGGGCGGCUGGCUCCUACCACUGCGGCGAUGCCGGAGCCAAAAAACAACGGAGGAGGCUCGAUGAAGCCACCAGAGCCGGCGAACCCUCCGAAAAACCACCAGCGCCAGGCUGCUAAGGCUCAGGCGAUCCAGGCCUCCGACUCGGAAUCCUACGAGAGUGAGUCGGAGGAGAAGAAGCGGCCAGGGAAGGCUCCUGAGGCUUCUGAGGCGGUGCCACCUUCAAGCGACGAUGACAUCGCUGACCGCCGGUCGCAGAGGCGGGACCAGCAAGAUGCCGCAGUGAAGACCAACAGCGGAUCCGGCGGCAAGAAGGGCGGCAAGAAGGGCGGCAAGAAGGGCGACAAGAAGGGCGACAAGGGGCCAAAGGGGGGCCGUGGCCACAGCCAGCAAAGGGACCCCGCCCAGCAGCCGCAGAACGAAGACGAGGAGUUUGGGCCCUUCAAUGAGAUUGGCAUUGCCAAGUUCAAGCUGUCCGAGCUGCCCCGCAACAGGCGGGGCCGUGUGACCUGCCCGGUCUGCGGGGUGCAAGUGCAUCCCGACGGCAUGAGCCUCCACCUCAUGCAUAACUCCCAUUGCCUUAACCGCCAGAACGGUGGGCAUGCACAGAGAACUUUCGUCUGCGGUUGCGGACGAAAGUUUUGGACGGAGUGGGACCUCCAGCAACACAGUAACCGUUGCACUUGGGCAGCGGGAGAGACUGAGCCGGAGGAGACAGCCGGGCCACAGCAAAGGCCAGUGCGCCUCAGGAGCCGUUCCCGCCGAUCCUCGCCCUCAUCGCGACGGGCCCGCAGCAAGCCGAGAAAGGAUCCCGGCGCCGAUGAUCAGCCGGGCCCGGGCUCCACAGGGGACUCCUCCGACCGUACACUCGGUGACCGACGCAUGGGUCUCCGAGUGUAUGCGGAUCUUGUCUCGUUGGGGAAGGAUUUGCUGCGAUAG
Symbiodinium sp. CCMP2592 is the source of this 4905-nucleotide messenger RNA. NCBI's taxonomy places the organism in Eukaryota, Dinophyceae, Suessiales, Symbiodiniaceae. The record is from the annotation of a GenBank genome assembly.